This is a messenger RNA of Amorphotheca resinae ATCC 22711, 4343 nucleotides long. RefSeq lists its product as hypothetical. Gene Ontology annotation, cellular component: cytoplasm. NCBI's taxonomy places the organism in Eukaryota, Fungi, Ascomycota, Leotiomycetes, Helotiales, Amorphothecaceae. The coding region runs from base 243 to 4199 and encodes 1318 amino acids. Gene Ontology annotation, molecular function: ATP binding; ATP-dependent chromatin remodeler activity. The transcript has 7 exons. The record is from RefSeq and is a predicted model, not a curated record.
AUCCAUUCACUUUCCAACCGCAACUCGUUCUUCUUUUGUGUUCUAUUUCUGCCCUGUCUUUUCCCUCGACCUUCUAGUAUCGCAGACCUAGGUGGCAAGCUCUCGAAUUCACUCCUUUUGUUCCUUGGCCGCCUUGGGCGCUGCACCCGUUGAUUAGCCGUAUCCAAUUAUCUCGGCGCCUUGUCUCGACCUCGCCACAGCCGGGCGCCUGCGUUGCUGUUGUGUUUGCCCAUAACCAGAAGAUGUCGCAAUCCCAGCCGCCCGCCAGCUCCCAGGCUCAGGAGGAAAUUGCCGAGUUGCUUAAUGAGAUAGCCUUUCAAAAGGUCCUCUUAUCAUCCAUCGACGACUCCGUGGAGAACCGGGAGGAGGCAGAGAAUGAAGUUCGAGCUGAGAUCAAGGCGUUGGAGAAGCAGUUAAAAGCCCUCAAGCGGGGUUCUAGGGCGCCAGACUCCUUCACCUCCUCGGCUCCCCAGGAUUUUGAGGCAACUUCUUCCAUCCCACCGUCUUCCCGACCUCUGUCGAACUCUCCCAUGGACGACUCCCCUCCUGGAUCGCCCUCGAACCCUAACCAAGCUAGGGAACAUACUUCGACAGCAUCAUCUCCAAUAUCCGCGGACUUGGUUGACGAGUAUUCAAAUUCAGGGUCUCUAACCCCCUCCAAGAUGGACCUUCCUACUCGAAAGCGAUCUCGCAGCCAGCAUCUCGAUGGCCUUGCGCCACCUACAAAUAACAAAUCAAGACGAACAUCACCAAGUCCAUUACAGACAGGUGCAACAACCCCGUCUUCAAGCUUAGAUGAUGAUGAAUUUCCAACGGUCGAUGUUGAAUUCUUCAGGCGGCAGCAGAAGGCUGAGGAAGAGAGGAUAGAACGUGAAAGACGGGAUGAAGAGCUUGCUAGAAAGAUGUACAAUCAAGGCCAACAGCAGAGAACCCAGCCGGCAGCCGCAGCGUCAGGCCCAUCUGCCUUUGACCGGCUGUCUGGAAUGCGGCCACCCCCUUCAAGUUCUUCAACCACGACAUCAUCAAGCAACCCCCCACAUGGACAAUCUUCAAAAGGAAGAUACUUUCCUGGGCUACCGUCGAAGAUUCCAGGCGUCAAAAACGAAGCCUCAAGUUCGUCCAGCAGGGACGUCAUUCAUAUGCUUGAUUUCGGACACUGGGAUGACUCCGACGAUUCUGAUAUUGAGAUCAUAUCUCCUGAUGCCUUUUAUGACAAGAGUCCCCGCAAACCUGCUGGCAAUACCGCUUCACGCCGUGUUGAUCAAGUUUCUCCAAACUCCGCUCUGCAGAUGGCAAUGUUUGGAAAGCAAAAUGUACCCAAGUGGAUGAACCAGAGUAUGCAGGGAAGCCCGUCACAAUCUGCUCGUCCGUCAAUGAACUUUCCUACUCAUAAUCCUAAUAUGAGCAUGGGGCCUGGAAUGGCAAACGGCGUCCGUGGAACAUCGCAAACUCCUUUAUCUGGUCGUAGCGUGUACGUCAGUCCCCCUCUACACAAUGGGGGAGGCCUCUAUGGUAUCGGGACAUCUGUGGGCUCUUUGAACGCACCUGCUGCAUAUAGCCCAUACGGAAUUCAAAGCGGCCGCCCUGGUAUAGGAGACAUUUUGCAUAGUACCAGCAACAUGGGAUUUGGUAAUAUGAACCAGCCAGGCCCCUCUCAGGGCAUGUCCACUUAUCCGUCCUUCAAUACUCUGUCCAGUAUGUAUCGUCCUGGAGACAUUAGGGGUGGGGAUGAUAUGCCGGAUAUGUUCAAUCAUCCUUUCAAUGAGAGGAUGGCUGGACAACUAGACUACAUCAUGAAUGACCCAAGGAAGACCGAUGAAGAGAUCAAGGCUUUGAUUGAAAACAUCCGUCCCGAUGCCGACUUACCUGCCGAGGACCGAGAGGGUACUCCGGAGGGUCUCAAAUAUCCCUUGUACGAACAUCAGAAGCUCGCUCUUACCUGGCUGAAGUCUAUGGAAGAAGGCACAAACAAGGGUGGUAUUCUUGCUGACGAUAUGGGACUUGGCAAAACAAUCAGUUCUUUAGCAUUGAUUCUGAGUCGACCGUCAACCGACCAUAUGCGAAAGACAACUCUUAUAGUUGGUCCUGUCGCCCUUGUCCGCCAGUGGGAACGAGAGAUCCGCAAGAAGGUGAAGCCCGAGCAUAAACUGAGUACCUAUAUGGCUCAUGGUGCAAACCGGAAGCUCUCAUGGAAUGAUCUACGAUUAUACGACGUUGUAUUGACAACCUACGGCACCCUUGCAGCAGAAUAUAGUCGCUGGGGGAAGUUCCUGGAAGAACAACAAUCCCAAGGCCGUACACUCGGGUUAGGCAUCGAAGAAGGACCAUUGCGAAAGAAGUUUCCGUUCUUAGGUCCCAAGAGUCUCUUCUAUCGUGUUAUCCUCGACGAAGCGCAGUGCAUCAAGAAUAAAUCUACCUUGGCAGCUAGGGCGGCAUGUCAACUCAAGUCUGUGACUAGGAUUUGCCUCACUGGUACCCCGAUGAUGAAUAACGUCGGGGAACUAUAUUCAUUAAUACACUUCCUGCGGAUCCGCCCCUAUAACGAGUACAAGAAAUUCCAGGAGGACUUCGGCAUGUUCAAAAAAGCAGGUGCAUACCAGCACCAAUUAGACAAAGGCAUGCGAAAACUGCAGGCUCUUCUGAAAGCAAUCCUUCUCCGCCGGACGAAGACCUCUCUGAUUGACGGCAAGCCAAUUAUUACCUUGCCGCCAAAGACGGAGGAGACUACCCAUGUUAUCUUUAGUGAUGAUGAGAAAGCAUUCUAUGACUCACUAGAGGGCAAGAUCAGGAUACAGUUCAACAAGUAUAUGAAAGCAGGCACUGUCGGAAAGAACUACUCUAGUAUCUUGGUCCUCCUUUUGCGACUUCGUCAAUGCUGCUGUCACCCUCACCUUAUCACUCACUUCGACGAGGCACCACCAGCUGGGGCUGCUGAUCUUACUGAAGAUGUCAUGAUCAAGCUGGCCGAGAGCCUGUAUCCAGAUGUUGUUAGCAGACUAUUGGCUGCAGAGGGUUCUUUCGAAUGUCCUAUUUGCUACGAUGGCGUCGAGAAUCCUUCAAUCAUCAUACCAUGCGGUCAUGACACGUGCGCUGAGUGUCUAACCAAAAUCUCAGACCAAGCAAACCAGCAGAACGUCGCAGAUGGCAACGAGGCUGGCGGCACAUCUAAAUGUCCAUCUUGUCGCGGCAGGAUUGACAUGGGCAAAAUCAUCGACUAUGCUACGUUCAAGAAAGUCCAUGUGAAAGGCCCCGUAGCUGCUGAGGAGAAGACUGCAGGCGUGGAUAUGGAUAGCGAUGACGAUAGUGAGAGCGAGUCCGAUUCGGAGACAGAGAGUGAAGAUGAUGUAGACCGCCAUGGAGAUCUCAGAGAUUUCAUCGUUCCCGAUAUUUCUGAUGCUACAGAAGACGAAGAGGACCCUGCUCCUGGAGAGGGCGGUGACGACGAAGCAGAACAGGAGCCCAAGAAGAAGUCUAAGGACAAGGGCAAGAAGAAGGAGAGGAAGCGCCAUCGAAAGGCAAAGAAAGGAAAGGGGAAGGAGUCGAGCAAGCAUUUAUCAAUUGCGAUGUUGAAGAAGGAAGCCUCAAAGAAUGCCGAUGGACGUCGUCGCUACAUGAAGUACCUUCGCAAGCAUUGGCAACCGUCCGCUAAGGUCAAUAAGUGCGUCGAAUUGCUGGAGAGGUUUCAGAAUGAGGAUCAAAAGACCAUUGUCUUCAGUCAAUUCGUUUCCCUUCUGGAUCUCCUCCAGGUCCCCAUCGACCAAAAGGGCUGGGUGUGCGAACGUUACGACGGUAGUAUGAAUGCUGAAGCUCGGAAUGAUGCCAUCAAUCGGUUCACUGAUGAUCGCAACACCAAAAUCAUGCUGAUUUCCCUGAAGGCUGGGAACGCGGGACUCAAUCUUGUUGCUGCUUCUCGAGUCAUUAUUCUUGAUCCUUUCUGGAACCCUUUCAUUGAGAUGCAGGCUGUUGACCGAGCACACCGCAUUGGCCAACAACGCCCCGUCGAAGUCCAUCGGAUCUUGAUCAAGAACACGGUCGAGGAUCGUAUUAUCGAACUUCAACAACGCAAGAAGAAACUCGUUGACGAGGCUCUCAGUGAGGGGGCUAGUAAGUCUCUUGGCCGUCUUGGCGUACAAGAGCUUGCCUUCCUCUUCGGCAUUGGCACUGGGCAGCAAUCGUUGAUCGAUCGCCGUGUCGGGUAGGUUGAUUUCCAUCUCUUUUUUUAUUGUGUCAUGAGAUUCGGUGGAGAUAAAUUGUGCCUUGCGUACUCUACUAUUCGUUGCUUGUAUUUUCUUUUUUUUUUUAAAGAAGCCGUACAUGCCUUGUAACACCAAAUGCAUUGGUAC